UUGAUCAUCCUCACUGAUCUCACUCCCAGCUCUGAUCAUCCUCACUGAUCUCACUCCCAGCUCUGAUCAUCCUCACUGAUCUCACUCCCAGCUCUUUAUCAUCCUCACUGAUCUCUCUCCCAGCUCUGUAUCAUCCUCACUGAUCUCACUCCCAGCUCUGAUUAUCCUCACUGAUCUCACUCCCAGCUCUGAUCAUCCUCACUGAUCUCACUCCCAGCUCUGAUCAUCCUCACUGAUCUCACUCCCAGCUCUUUAUCAUCCUCACUGAUCUCUCUCCCAGCUCUGAUCAUCCUCACUGAUCUCUCUCCCAGCUCUGAUCAUCCUCACUGAUCUCACUCCCAGCUCUUUAUCAUCCUCACUGAUCUCUCUCCCAGCUCUGAUCAUCCUCACUGAUCUCACUCCCAGCUCUUUAUCAUCCUCACUGAUCUCACUCCCAGCUCUUAUUGUCAUGCUAUUAGAAAACAUCGUGAAUACAGUGUUACACUACAGAAUGUGCUUUGAGAAUGUGCUCUCUCCCUGUUUAAUACAGACAAUGUUAAUUAAAUGGGUCUUUAUCAUAUAGUCAUUGCAAUUAAUAUUCAGAGUAUAAAUUUAGACUAACAGGUAAUAUUAACCAAAUCGAUAUUAAUGUCCAAAACAUUGUCAGUGUGAUAUAUAGGUACAUUUUACACUUUCAAAUGACUGUUAGGGAAUAAUUUGUAUUAAUAAAUGCAAUACAUUUUAAGAAAUGAUAUCAUUUUACAUCAUGUUUUACUUUUCUAUAUUGAUAUAGACCUGAUCGGGGAAAAACAAAUGAUGCUCGGUUGCGCUGGCUACAUCCUGAAAUUACAAUCUAACAAAUAAUGUCCUCCGAGUUUCUUCUUUGUCUUUUUCCUAUUGCUGCACACCACCGCGGAAUCGAUCACUCAAAAAAAAAAAAUACCUGGCUUUAGUCUCAGUGUUGUUUGUAGAAUAUUUAAAUAUAUUCCACGCUGUAGCAACCCGUUUUGCGUAGGAACUUCAUCACUUCGAAUGCAGCAGAAAUAGUCCACCCCUGUCUGGACCAUAUAAAUACCAGAGCAGACCGCUUGACAGUAAAGAGAGCACCCACUGACUGCAGCCACAGGGACAUUCUCAUUAGCUUCGGUCUUCGAGAGUUAUCGAGACUCCACAGAGAGAAAGAGAACAGUUUCCAGCAUAGCAUCAACCACAGGAACAUCUUUUCCGUUACUGUUCUUGAGGAGAAAUGUCUGAAGUUACCGUGCACCAGAUCUGCCAGCUGGGGUUCCUUACUUACUUGUUUCUGUUUUCUUACAUCUCGGUGACUACAUCAGUAAGCUUAGAUCUAACUGAACUGAGAAACAAAGUUGCAAAGAUUAACGUUAACCCGAGAGGAAACCUAUGGGCAACCGGCCAUUUCAUGGGUAAGAAGAGUGUUCUGGACAGCCCGGUACUUGACUCGCCUGACCAGCAGUCUGUGAACUCGCUCAGGGAGGCUCUGGAUCGCGACAUCAACGUGCAGGAGAUCUGGGAGCUGAUCACACAGGAGGUGCUGAAAAUCGCCCUGAAAGCGCAGCAGCAGGAUACUAGAGGGAAACUAGACGUAAACGAACAGGAGACUGGUUUAUUAAUGAAGAUACUGGAAAGCUACAUUCAAAACACCUGAAAGUGAUGGAAACCCCACCCUCCCCCAAUUCUUAUAUAUAUAUAU
Molecule: messenger RNA, 1690 nt
Organism: Acipenser ruthenus (sterlet)
Lineage: Eukaryota; Metazoa; Chordata; Actinopteri; Acipenseriformes; Acipenseridae
Product: bombesin-like
Exons: 3
Coding region: 1226-1645 (139 amino acids)
Biological process (GO): neuropeptide signaling pathway; positive regulation of hormone secretion
Cellular component (GO): neuron projection
Molecular function (GO): neuropeptide hormone activity; neuromedin B receptor binding
Source: RefSeq, a predicted model, not a curated record